AUGUUUCGAAUUAUUUUCGCUAAAGAAUCUAUACUUCGAAAAGUGAGAAGAUUUUCCAACAACUGUACUUUCACUCAUAAUUAUAGCGUCUUGACAGCAGAAGAACGUGAAGAAGUGAAUAGACUUCCAUUCUUUUCGAGGAGUUUCGAAGAGCAGCCCAAAAAACAACCGAACAAGACUAGGCAGAAAUAUACAGAACGGAAGAUCUCUUUGACAAAGGCCAUUUUCGGAGAGGAUCAAGAAAAUGCCGGAUAUUUGAGCUACCACCUACCAAGGAGCAUGCCUAGCCCGUACUACGAUGUAUACUGUAAGAGGGAACAAAAUGGGUCCAAAAAUGAUCAAGAGAGGGAAAUAAUGCAAAGAUUAUCUGUGACCAAGCUGUUGACGAAACGUUGGUGCGAGUUGAGAGAAGCUUACGAUAUUUACUCUAAUGUGGAUAUAUUUGCACAUCCGCAAUUGCUACAGGGUAUUGCAUCACAUCGGAAACUUGAAUACGAAACUCAUCCAGUAUCAGAAGAAACUCAAGCGUUCAAGGAUACCUUUGAGCUUCAGGUUCCUGAUGACAAAUUUCACAAGCUUGCGGGUUCCUGGUCUGAAACUGUGUCGAAAAUGCUGAAUAUUUUUGUUGACGGUGAAGCAAGGGAAGUACUUUGCCAUGGUUAUCUAGAUGCAAAUUCGGGACAUUUGAAAAGUGGUAGUAGCAUAAAUGAAUGUGAUAUACUAAUUAGUGCGGUUGUUGAUCAUCUAGUUCUAAGAAAAAAAGGUACUGCUGGUACUCUUUUCCCAUUCAAACUCUCUAAUUCAGUAAUAACAAGAGAUGGGCAAGAUAUUGCAGAAAGUUUGAAACAACUACGAAAAAACGAGUCAUUUUUGAAGGAAAACUUCGAGAUUAUUGUUGGUGACGUUAAGACAAGAUCGUUUCGAAGAGUACCGUCGCAUGAAAAUGUCAUAAAAGCGACGAAGUUACAAGUUAUGUAUUAUCGCCACUUUCUAGAAGAACUUUCUAUUGACACAACUUCCACUUAUUUCAAACUGUUAGCCAACGCAGAAAGACGUGGCUUUGAUGUUGAUCAACCUGUAGAUCCUGCCAAAGUAAUUAGUAUGAUGGCUCAGAACGAGUACAUGGUUUUGGAUAUGAAAAGGUUGAGAGACGGUGAACCAAUCGGUUUCAACCCAUUUGAUAGUAAGAACGUGGAAAACAAAAAGUAUAAUUUAACUCAUUAUUCUGCUCUAUUGAAUGAUGCUAACACAAUAGAAAGAUAUGGGGACUUCUUUACAGAGUGGAGGAAGCCGGUUACGCUACGGUAUCUCGCCUCGAGAUUAGCGCAAGUUUACCGUGAGGUUGGGCGUCUUCUAUGCAGUGCUUUAAUGGUGGAAUAUUAUGUAAGAAACGAGAAUUUUCAUAAUACACUCUUUGACUAUGAUGUCGAUUACUUGAUGGAGAAUUCGCACGAUAGCGCAUUGUUCUGGUUGGGAAAACGAGAUAUUGAGCCCAUUGGUGCAAAUAUCAAGAAUUUCACGUCGUAUUGCAAACAUUGUGAUUACGAGACUGUGUGCUCCUGGAGGAAGAAAGGUGUCACGAAAUGCCUAGAUCUAGGGGACGAUUUAGUGAGAAUAGCUCAGAAUGAUCCACAAUCUUAA
Molecule: messenger RNA, 1641 nt
Organism: Zygotorulaspora mrakii
Lineage: Eukaryota; Fungi; Ascomycota; Saccharomycetes; Saccharomycetales; Saccharomycetaceae
Gene: EXO5
Product: Exo5p
Exons: 1
Coding region: 1-1641 (546 amino acids)
Biological process (GO): interstrand cross-link repair
Cellular component (GO): nucleus; mitochondrion
Molecular function (GO): single-stranded DNA 5'-3' DNA exonuclease activity
Source: RefSeq, a predicted model, not a curated record